Messenger RNA from Acipenser ruthenus (sterlet), 3689 nucleotides. Its product is annotated as putative solute carrier family 22 member 31. The record is from RefSeq and is a predicted model, not a curated record. The transcript is spliced from 9 exons. Gene Ontology annotation, molecular function: transmembrane transporter activity. Gene Ontology annotation, biological process: transmembrane transport. NCBI's taxonomy places the organism in Eukaryota, Metazoa, Chordata, Actinopteri, Acipenseriformes, Acipenseridae. The coding region runs from base 59 to 1942 and encodes 627 amino acids.
UGCAUAACAACACGCCCUCUCGACUUCAGUCUCUCAAAUUGACUUUUCGUACACACAGAUGUUUGUCAAAAACUUUCCAACGUGCAGGGUGGUGUUGUGCGCUCUACGUAUGGAAAUGGAGUUUGAAAUAAAGAUCUUUCCCAGGACCGGGGGGUUCGGACCCUACAACCGGUCCGUGGCAGCUUUCAGCUGGAUCUCAAACUUUGCGGUCGUGCUUAGCCUUUUCUCAGAGGUGUUUUUUACUUUGAAACCAGGAUCCUACCACUGCCGACUGGACCCGUCUUUACUCCCCUCUGAAACCCCUAAUCUGUCUGCCCAAGAGCUAUUGAAUGUCAGCAUACCUUGGGUGAAAGGGUCGGGGUUGAGUCAUUGUGAACUUUAUAAGUACCCUGCAAAUUUUUCCAAUUUUACGAUAAAUUUCCCAAAAGAGACUGUACAUUGCACACAAGGUUGGGAAUACACGACUGGAGCGGGUCUUGAAACCAACAUUGUCACUCAGUGGGAUCUGGUGUGUCAGAACUACUGGAAGAUUCCACUGGAACAAAUCUGCUACAUGAUUGGCUGGAUCUCUGGGUACGUCGUUCUGGGUUCUGCUUGUGACAGGCUGGGUCGCCGGGUGAUCUUCCUGGGGUCGGUGCUGCUCUCUGGGCUGCUCGGAGUCGGGGUGUCUCUCUCGCUGAACCCCAUCAUGUUCUUGUUCCUGCGGCUCUCGCAGGGGGCCGCCCUGGCUGGGGUGUUCCUCGCCACAUACAUCGCUAGACUGGAGCUGUGUGACCCACCCCACCGCCUCAUGAUCACUAUGAUUGGUGGGUUGUUUGCAGUGGGCGGGGAGCUGCUGUUGCCGGGGCUGGCAGUGCUCUGUCGUGAUUGGCAGGUCAUGCAGUUAGUGGUUACUUUGUCUCUGCUGCUGCUUUUAAAUUACUGGUGGUGUACCUCUGUGUUCCCCGAGUCGCCCCGCUGGCUCCUGGCCACACAGCAGAUCCAUCGAGCCAAGAGCGUCCUGCAGAGUUUCUCCUUGCAUAACGGAGUGUGCCUGAGGGAUGAGAUCUACAACUCCGAGAACCUGCUGUCAGAGAUAGACUCGGUGUACACUGACGACUGUGAGCCGUGCUUCCACAACGUCUGCGAGAUGGUGGGCACGCGUGUGAUCUGGAAGAACAGCCUCAUCCUGGCAUUCACAGCGUUCAUCGGCAGGGGGAUCCAGUACUGCUUCACCCGGAACCUGCUUGAUUUUCACCCUCACUUCUACUUCAGCUACUACAUGCGCGCGCUGUCCAGGGGCCUAGCCUGUGUGCUGCUGUGUGUCUCAGUGAACCGCUUCGGCCGCCGAGGGAUCCUGCUGCUCGCGUCCAUCCUGACUGGCAUGGCGUCCCUGCUGCUGCUCGCCCUCACGCAGUAUCUGAAGGACGGGUUUGUCCUGGUGCUCUCCAUCGUGGGGCUCCUGGCCUCCCAGGCCGUCGCCAUGCUCAGUGUGUUCUUCGCCAGCGAGGUGCUGCCCACAGUCAUCAGGGGUGGGGGUCUGGGUCUGAUCCUAGCGGCAAGCUGCGUGGGUAAAGUUGCCUCCUCCCUCAUGGAGCUGCACAACAACCAGGGAUACUUCCUGCACCAUGUGGUGUUCGCUUCCUUCACUGUGCUGUCCGUGCUCUGCGUCAUGCUGUUGCCCGAGAGCAAGCGCAAGCCCCUGCCAGACUCCCUCAAGGAGGGGGAGAACCUGCGCCGGCCGCCCCUCUUCCUGUCCCACAGGAACCAUGACCACCCGCCCCUGCUCCAGCACCAGCCCGGAGCUGCAUCAGAGUACAACCCCGACAGCUACUCGCGCCUGGUCAGCGCCACCAAGAAGAUGCUGGCCAGAGACUUUAAACUGCAAUCACCGCUGACCCUGGAGCCACUCUUAAAUGGGACCAGCGUGCUGGGUGGGCCAGAGAAUGAGGAUUCCUUCUAAGAUUUCUGUGUGAAAAGUGCUCAGGAGAGACACUGGCAUCCCUCCCCACAGUUAUAUAGGGAGGCUUGCGGGAGUAGAUGUUGUAGCGAAGCGCAGAACUUCGCCUUUGGAAUCGCCUAUUUACAGUACCUCUAGUUUGUGCCCCCACUCCCGCAUCAGAAAAGAUACGUUUCCAAGACACUGGUAACUAAUGUGAGAGGAGGAGGGGGGGGAUGAGAGAACCACUCCAGACCAUGAUAAAGACACUUUAAUGUGGACUUUGUCAUUCUGUAGAUCUGCUGAUCUAAACGGUAAGAUUAUGGAUGAACUAAUGCAUACCAUCUUUAAUCCUGUUCAAAAGCUGCUGCAGAAGGGAAAGACUUUUACAGGUUCAUUGUAUUUUAUUGUUUUGUUGCUUGGUUCUGACACACAGCUGUGACAAGAGACCAAUCUCCUAAGAAUGUCAGUAAUCCGCACCUUAGCAGUAACCUGAACUCUUCUGAGCCGUGGCAAUAAGCAUCUGGGUUUGGCUUGGGAGGUGAAUAUAUUCUAAAUGCAGCACUUGCAGAUCAUGAUGCAAUGCGAUAGAAGUGUUGGACUACUUUUUGUAAAAUAUGUAAAAGAAGAUAACAUUGUUCUUAAUGAUAAACUCUUUUGUCACGAGGUGUAGCUUUUAAAGACAUUAUGUAUCGGUACCAAAAGAAAAUAACUUGCAUGCAUUCAUCAUUCAAGACUACAAGUUGCCACUCGGUUGCUGGGUGUUUUGGUGGUGUUUCUGUGCAUUUAUAGGAAGGGGCUUCAUCAUAUACUGUAAUCAUUUUAAAAUAGAAAUGGAUAUCUCUGUAUAACUUGCUGGAUCCAAAGCUCUUUACUUGGCACGACCCUAAAGGUCUGUUCAGUACAGACUUGUGUGAAUUAAACUGACGAAUGAUGUCUGAAAAAGGGAGUAUUAUCUCUGUCAUUGACAGAAUGUUUGCAUAUUCAGCUCAACUGUGCUAAGAAAUUCUAUUUGAGCAGCAGCUCUCUGUCUUGUUUUAUUGGUGGUGAUCGAUUUUCGCUGGCAUCGUGUCGGUCUCCCUACUGUGUUGAUGAACUGACCUCCAGAAUAUGUACAAUAUUCAAGGUACUGUUUUAAUAGAACUAACCAAGUACAGAACGGUUCUUUCAUUUCUGUUCUGUAGACGUACAUUGGGUUGUAUUGUGCAUUCUACAAAAUAUAUGUUGCAUGUAAUAUAUAGAUCUAGGAGUUUGGCACAUAAGCACAUGCAAAAAAUAAAUAAAAAUACACAUUCACACCCACCAACACAUUUUCACACGUCAAAAGGGGGGGAAAACAUAUUCUGUCACAGUUUAAAACACUGUUUGAGUAUCAGAAAAUAUUCUGGUUAACUUUUAAAAAACAGCAUGAAUCCUUACCACUAACAGCAUAAACACAUUCAACACUCUGAAACAGAGGAAAACGAAAAUCUACUUUCACACAUUCUUACAUUCUUUUGAGAAAUAGCAACUUCAACCAUUACCCAACAGCCUAUUCUAAAGCUGAGUCACAGGUUUUAAAACACAUCAGCUUAUAUGCUGCAGCAAAAAGAUGGGCGCCCUCUUGUGGUCAUACACAGCAUCAACAAAAAUGUGUGUCACUAGCACUGUACUAGAGGCUGUAUAUUCCAUUGUAAUAGUUCAUUUACACAUUUUUCAUAGUUGUGUGUGUUUUUUUUUAAAUGUCAAUUCAUGCAAUACAAAUAAACUUGAUUUUAUUUUGUUCCAUUAA